CGCUUCUCCUCGGCGGCCCCGCGCUGCCCGCGCCCGCGGAGCCGCAGAAGCCCGCCGAGCUGCUCCUGGCGCGCCACGGUCUGCAGCCCGGCCGACCCUCCCCACUCGCCGCCGCGGUCCCGCUGCCCGGGCACCAUGGACACCUCCUCGGUCGGCGUUCUCCUGUCCUUGCCCGUCCUGCUGCAGCUGGCGGCCGCGGGCGGCUCGCCCAGACCCGGCAUGCUGCUGCGGGGGUGCCCCGCGCGCUGUCAGUGCGAGCCGGACGGCAGGAUGCUGCUCAGGGUGGACUGCUCCGACCUGGGGCUUUCAGAGCUGCCCUCCAACCUCAGUGUCUUCACCUCCUACCUGGACCUCAGUAUGAACAACAUCAGUCAGCUGCCCCUGAGUCCUCUCCACAGUCUUCGCUUCCUGGAGGAGCUACGUCUUGCUGGAAACGCUCUGACAUAUAUUCCCAAGGGAGCAUUUGCUGGCCUUCACAGUCUUAAAGUUCUUAUGCUACAGAACAAUCACCUGAGACAGGUCCCCACAGAGGCGCUACAGAACCUGCGAAGCCUUCAGUCACUGCGUCUGGAUGCCAACCGCAUCGGCUCCGUGCCCCCCAGCUGCUUCCGCGGCCUGCAUUCCCUGAGGCACCUGUGGCUGGACGACAACGCGCUGACGGAGAUCCCGGUCCAGGCUCUCAGAAGCCUAUCAGCGCUGCAGGCCAUGACCUUGGCCCUCAACAAAAUACACCACAUACCAGACUAUGCCUUUGGAAACCUCUCCAGCUUGGUGGUUCUACAUCUCCAUAACAAUAGAAUCCACUCCAUGGGAAAGAAAUGCUUUGAUGGGCUCCACAGCCUAGAGACUUUAGACUUAAAUUAUAAUAAUCUUGAUGAAUUCCCCACUGCAGUCAGGACACUCUCCAACCUUAAAGAACUAGGAUUUCAUAGCAACAAUAUCAAGUCGAUACCGGAGAAAGCCUUUGUAGGCAACCCUUCUCUUAUUACAAUACAUUUCUAUGAUAACCCCAUCCAGCUUGUUGGGAGAUCUGCUUUUCAACAUUUACCUGAACUAAGAACACUGACUUUGAAUGGUGCCUCACAAAUAACUGAAUUUCCUGAUUUAACUGGAACUGCGAGCCUGGAGAGUCUGACUUUAACUGGAGCACAGAUCUCAUCUCUUCCUCAAACUGUCUGUGAUCAGUUACCUAAUCUCCAAGUACUAGACCUUUCUUACAACCUGCUAGAAGAUUUACCCAGUUUUUCAGUCUGCCAAAAGCUUCAGAAAAUAGACCUGCGGCAUAAUGAAAUCUAUGAAAUUCAAGCUGACACUUUCCAGCAGUUGUUCAGCCUCCGAUCUCUGAAUUUAGCUUGGAACAAAAUUGCCAUUAUUCACCCCAAUGCAUUUUCCACCUUGCCAUCUCUAAGAAAGCUGGACCUCUCGUCCAACCGCCUGUCGUCUAUUCCUGUAACUGGGUUACAUGGUUUAACUCACUUAAAAUUAACAGGAAAUCAUGCUUUACAGAGCUUGAUAUCAUCUGAAAACUUUCCAGAACUCAAGGUUAUAGAAAUGCCUUAUGCAUAUCAGUGCUGUGCAUUUGGAGUGUGUGAGAACGUCUACAAAAUUUCUAAUCAGUGGAAUAAAGGCGACAACAGCAGUGCAGAAGACCUUCAUAAAAAAGAUGCUGGAAUAUUUCAAGUUCAAGAUGACCGUGAUCUUGAAGAUUUCCUACUUGACUUUGAGGAAGACCUGAAAGCCCUUCAUCCGGUGCAGUGCUCACCUUCCCCAGGCCCUUUCAAACUCUGCGAAUACCUGUUCGGUAGCUGGCUGAUCCGAAUUGGAGUGUGGACCAUAGCGGUUUUGGCACUGACGUGUAACGCCUUGGUGACCUCCACUGUGUUCAGAGCCGCAGUGUACAUAUCCUCCAUAAAACUGUUAAUCGGGUUAAUAGCCGCGGUCAACAUGCUCAUGGGGGUGUCCAGUGCAGUGCUGGCUGGCGUGGACGCCUUCACUUUCGGCAGCUUUGCGCAACACGGUGCCUGGUGGGAACAGGCGGUCGGCUGCCAGGUCGUCGGCUUUUUGUUCAUUUUUGCUUCGGAAUCUUCAGUUUUCCUGCUCACCCUGGCAGCCCUGGAGCGUGGGUGGUCGGUGAAAUGCUCAGCGAAAUUCGAAACGCAAGCUCCCUUCCCCAGCCUGAGAGCGACCCUGGCGCUGUGCGCGCUGCUGGCGGGGACCGUGGCCGCCGUGCCCCUGCUGGGGGGCAGCGCGCACAGCGCCUCCCCGCUCUGCCUGCCGCUGCCCUUCGGGGAGCCGCGGGCUACCGGCUACAUGGUGGCCCUGGUCUUGCUGAAUUCACUCUGCUUCCUCGUGAUGACGGUGGCCUACACCAGGCUCUACUGCCACUUGGAAAAGGGGGACCUGGAGGGCGUGUGGGACUGCUCCAUGGUGAAGCACGUGGCGCUGCUGCUCUUCACCAACUGCAUCCUGCACUGUCCCGUGGCCGUCCUGUCCUUCUCCUCGCUACUGAACCUCGCCUUCAUCAGCCCGGAAGUCAUUACGUUUAUCCUCCUGGUCAUCGUCCCCCUUCCUGCCUGCCUCAAUCCCCUUCUCUACAUCCUCUUCAAUCCCCAUUUUAAGGAGGAUCUGGGGAGCCUGGGAAAGCAAACCGACUUCUGGACAAGAUCGAAACACACAAGCCUGAUGUCUAUUAACUCUGACGAUGUGGAGAAACAGUCCUGUGACUCAACCCAAGCCUUGGUGACCUUCACCAGUGCCAGCAUAGCCUACGACCUGCCUUCCGCUUCUGGAUCACCACCAGCUUAUCCGGUGACCGAAAGCUGUCAUCUUUCAUCUGUGGCAUUUGUCCCGUGUCUCUAAUUAAUAUGAGAAGAGAAGUUGUCAAAAAUUGAAAACCCCAAAAUCUGAGGUUGAGUACAUCAGAGCAGGAAUCAAAAAGAACUGAGUUGAAAUUCGAUGUUUUAAAAAAUCUCUGUGUCAAAAAGCUGAUAAUUGUUGAUACUAGAGAGUGAAAAAAGAGUAUAAAUGCUGCUUAUAUAAUUUUUUCACCUAUGGUAGAUAGUCAUACUUUUCUGGUAAGCCUAAAAUACAUAUAUAUUUAAAAAGCAGAUUGAAAUGUCCAAAAAAUUCUCCAUGAUUUCAAUUGAAUUCUUUUUCAACUUACUUACUUACAAAAGAGGUUUUAAACCAGGAAAUCCCUUACAAUAUGCUUGGAGAUAUCAGGAGAAUAAGAAUUUUAAAUAGCCUACAUUACUAAGUAAUGGUUGUGACCAAUAGGAUUUCAUCUUAAUGACCACGUGGAGAUGUUUUAGUACUGCUUCACUUUUCCCAGAAAGGAUCCUUCCAGGUCACCAAUCCCCAGCAUGAAUGGAAAACAUAAGGUACAUUCAUUCAUGUUCACAUCAUUUUUAGAGAUGCUAGAUUUUAUGAAUCAGCUCUAGAUGAUUCUACCCUCAGUGGAAUAAAAUUGCUUACAAAUAUUUUGAAAGAAAAACGAACUUAAAUUCUUAAAUUACCAUGAAAGCAGUCAGGUACAAACAAGGUUUGAUUUCUCUAAUUCAUUUUAACUCUUUGGUACCCAGAGAUGAGAAGAAAAGUCCAUUGCUGGCAAUGAAUAUAUUUAGAAAAGAUGGAAAGCAACCUGGGAUUUUUUUUAUCUUGGUUGAGUGCACAUUUUUCACGGGAGGUUUUAUCACUUGAUUCAAACUGAUGUGUAUCAUAAGGUAAUAAUCAAAUGCAGACACAACAUAAAUUAAAUCCACUGAUGUAGCGUAUCUCUAGUAGCUUUGGCAACAGUGUCUAAAACCAGUUUUGACUCACCAGAGACUUGGUAACAUAUUCUCCUGUUUAUUUAGCUUGGUUUUAGCUAUGUUGUCUUUGGGUCAACCCACUUGAUGUCAAGAACAUGACUUCUCUGCUUAUUCCAUGUUUAAUAUGUGUUAGGUAUUAUAAGAGGCAAAAUUAUUAAAUACUAAAGGUCAAAGGAUUAAUUCACAACUUCUGUUAUACUACAUUAGCGUCAAUAAAUCCAAACCAAAAGACUAUUAGGUAGAUUUAUUUUUAUGUAAGCAUGUUUAUUUUGAUCAGAUGUUUUAACUUGGAAUUGAAAAAAAAUACAUUUAUGAGAUGUUUUAUAAGAUGUGUAAAUAUAGAACUGUAUUUAUUACUACAAUAAAGAUUCAGUAACACUAAGAACCAUGAUAAUAAACCAUGUACAGUGGCAUAGUCUUUCAUAUAUAUUAUGUUUCUCUGCCCAUUUUUCUUUAAAUUCAUUAACUGUAUGUAAUAUAUGUAAAUGUAUAUAGUUCUUGUAAAUAGAUUUCAAACUUGCUUUUCUAUUGGGUACAAAAUAAAUUUGUAAUAAAAUGUGUGACUAUAAA
This is a messenger RNA of Cervus elaphus (red deer), 4379 nucleotides long. RefSeq names its product leucine rich repeat containing G protein-coupled receptor 5 (gene LGR5). Gene Ontology annotation, molecular function: protein binding; protein-hormone receptor activity; G protein-coupled receptor activity. Gene Ontology annotation, biological process: G protein-coupled receptor signaling pathway. Lineage: Eukaryota; Metazoa; Chordata; Mammalia; Artiodactyla; Cervidae. The record is from RefSeq and is a predicted model, not a curated record. Gene Ontology annotation, cellular component: membrane. The transcript has 18 exons. Bases 136 to 2859 code for a protein of 907 amino acids.